Messenger RNA from Menidia menidia (Atlantic silverside), 2814 nucleotides. Lineage: Eukaryota; Metazoa; Chordata; Actinopteri; Atheriniformes; Atherinopsidae. The record is from the annotation of a GenBank genome assembly.
UAUGAUGGACACUUAGAGGCAACAUGGGGUUCGAUGCAGAAGGGGGCUGUUUCCACAAAGGACUUCUGACCCUCUGACAGGCAGACAUGACAGAAGAUGCUUGAAGCAGUUGCAACAUACACUCAGCCAUAAGGAAGCUAUUUGGAUUCAGUGUUGCUUGUCAACCUCCAUAAAUUACAUUGAAGAAACAGGCGGGGCGUCACCAGAAACUGGGAGUAUAUCAUUCUGUGCAUUGCAGCGGGUUGGUAUUCGUCUCAGGGCUGACUUCAAUCUGUGCCAUGGAAUAAACUAUCCUGUAUUCAGCUGUGAUCACCUUCAGAUACCAGUAACUGACUGUGUUUUAGCUGGAGCAUCGGAGACCAGGACCUUGAGCAACAGCUGAAAAGCCUCGACGUGAAGGUGUUUGUUGUAUGCUCUAACAUUUUUUCUUGAGAAUAGGACUAAGUUUUGCCACAGCUCCGUCAGGGGACCAUGGCAGAAUACAAGUUGGAGGUGACGACUGGCAGCAUGCAGAAUGCAGGGACCUUGGACCACAUAUACAUCAUCUUAUUUGGAACGGAGGGGCAGAGUGAACGCACCGAGCUGGACAACUUCGGCAUUGACUUUCGGACUGGGACGACAAGGACUUACAUCGUAAAAACUACAUGUUCUCUGGGGAAAAUUCUGCUGGUCAAAGUGGAGAAAGAUCCCAUUUUUCUUCUCCCAGAGGAUGAGUGGUACUGCGCCAAAAUAGUCCUGGCGGGUCCAGAGGGAGACACCACUGUUUUCCCCUGUUACAGAUGGAUCACCAGAGGGGAAACAGUGGAGCUUAGAGGAGGGAAAGCCAUGAAACCUUUUGAGGAGGAGCAUGCUCUGCUGGUUGAACACCGGAAAAAGGAGCUCAAGUUUAAACAGAACUUGUACCAGUGGGCAGAUUCAGACGACAAGCUGCCUCACUACAGUCAUUUCAAAGAUUUGUCUGAAAUUCCAGCUGAACAUCGUUUUUCUACAUCCAAAACAGAUGAAGUUAUUCAUACCAGAAGAACAAUUGGUGUUGAAAUGAUGUUCAAGGGUCUGGUUGGCUCCACUAAACAAUGGAAAGACAUAGAGGACAUGAAAAGAAUCUUUUGGUUUAAAAAGACUGAAAUGUCAGAGUACGUUGCAGAACACUGGAAGGAGGAUGACUUUUUUGGAUUCCAGUUUUUGAAUGGAACUAACCCCAAUGUGAUCAAGCGCUGCUCAAAACUUCCCCCAAACUUCCCGGUCACAGAGGAGAUGGUGAAGCCUUUUUUAAGAGAGGGAAGCACUUUGAAAGAGGAGAUGGAGAAAGGUAACAUAUUCCUGUGUGAUCAGAAGAUGAUGGAUGGAAUACCGGGUAGGAUGAAAGAUGGAAGUCCUCUACAUAUGACUGCUGGUUUAUGUUUGUUCUACAUGAGUCCUGAGACCAAACUGAUGCCCAUUGCAAUACAGUUGCAUCAACAUCCUUCCGAGCAGAAUCCCAUCUUCUUGCCUAGUGACACAGAGACGGACUGGCUACUGGCCAAGAUGUUUUUUAAAAGUGCAGACAUGAUGGAAUAUCAGGCGGUCCAUCACUUCAUGAACACUCACUAUCUGGCAGAAGUCUUUACAGUUGCUGCUCUCCGCUGCUUUCCUGUCAUUCAUCCCCUCUUCAAGCUGCUGAUCCCACACUUCCGUUACACACUGCAUAUAAACACAAGGGCCCGCCAGUCUCUUUUGGGGCCUGAUGGGGCUUUGAGUGAGAGCACAAUUGGAAUUGAGGGUGUGAAGGAGCUCAUGGUCAGGAAUCUGUCAAAACUGACCUACAGCGCUCUCUGUCUUCCGGAAAACAUCACUGCACGAGGACUGGAGUCCAUCCCCAACUUCUACUACAGAGAUGAUGGUCUGAAGUUGUGGAAUAGCAUCAGCAGCUUUGUGAGGUCUGUGGUGGCGUACUAUUACCCCUCAGACGAAGACGUGAAUAAAGACACUGAGCUGCAGGAAUGGAUCAGUGAGAUAUUCACACAUGGCUUCUUGGGAAACGAACACUCAGGGAUUCCAGCAUGCUUCAGCACUGCAGAGGAGGUGGGGAAGUUCAUCACAAUGGUGAUCUUCACUGUAUCAGUCCAACACGCCGCUGUCAACAAUGGACAGUUUGACUACAACUCCUGGUUGCCCAAUGGCUCUCUCUUGCUGCUCAAACCCCCUCCAACCACCAAGGGGCAGUCCAACAUGAAGACGGUUCUCGAGGUCCUCCCAAAUAUUGGAGACACAGUCAAGUUUGUAGCAAUGGCCUGGAUACUCUCAAACAAGUAUUCUGACCUGGUUCCGUUGGGUGCAUAUCCUGAAGAGCGUUUCCAUGAGCCUGCGCUGAAACGGAUGAUUGAGGAAUUUCAAGCAGAGUUGUCCUAUUUAAGGGAAGAAAUAGAGGCAAGAAAUUCUAAACUGGAAGUACCCUACUCAUACCUGAACCCAGCUCUAAUAGAGAACAGUGUUGCCAUUUAGGAUAGACAGAGGAGAACAGCAGCCACAUGUAUGAAAGGAAGUUAAUUUAACCUGGAAUUUCAUACCUGCUUUAACAAACUGAGACCAGAAUAGUUCAUUCACAGCUGUAUUCAAUAAGCAAAAGUGGCCAAAGGAUUUUUGUGUGCUUCUCUUCCUUCCUAUUAGUAAAGUUUUUGUUCAAAUGUAUAAGCACCAUUUACUGUAUAUUUACCAGUGUUUAAUUAGCAACAGCCAAUUUCAUAUUAUAUCACUCUAUCAGGCCUGUGAAUGCUCCAAUCUGAGGUUAGGUGACUUUUCCUAAAGUACCCUCCCAUGACCCUGCUGGGAAUAAAC